AUGCCGGCAAGCACCCAGCAAGCCGCCGAUGGCAGAGUACGCACCCCCGUCUCCUCCCUCCAAGAAAAGGCCGAACACCUCCACUUCAACGAGGCGCCCGCGCGCUGCCGCUCCCCUUGCUGCGCGCCCCGGCCCUACGUGUCGAUGGACCUUCGGCCGUCACCGAAACGUGACCCUCCUCCUCCCCUCCCCUCCCGCGCUGAGACCCGGCCUGCGCUUAACCGCAACGCCGCGUCUCACGUGUCCGCUGCUUCUGGGAAGUCGUGCUACAGUAUGGGUACUGAUGGGUCGCUACUGCAGUCCGAAGACGGGUUUGCCGAGUUUGGGGAUAUGGUGGAUUCGGCCACUUUCGAGCAGAUCCUCGAAAUGGACGACGACGAAGAAGAGCGCGAGUUCAGCAAAAGCAUCGUCUACGACUUCUUCACGCAAGCCGACAGCACUUUCACCAAAAUGGACGCGCAACUCGAACGCAAAGACCUCAACCAACUCUCCCAACUCGGCCACUUCCUCAAAGGCUCCUCGGCCACGCUCGGCCUGACCAAAGUCAAAGACUCGUGCGAGAAGAUCCAGAACUUCGGCGCGCACAAGGACGAGACGGGCGCGCGCGAGGAGCCCGACGACGAGGUGUGUUUGGAUAACUGCAAGAAGACGAUCAAGGAGGCCAAGGAGCAGUUUCAGCAUGUCGAGGCGGCGUUGAAGAGGUUUUAUCGGGAUGAGGGGAGUUGA
Molecule: messenger RNA, 726 nt
Organism: Saxophila tyrrhenica
Lineage: Eukaryota; Fungi; Ascomycota; Dothideomycetes; Mycosphaerellales; Extremaceae
Gene: YPD1
Product: Phosphorelay intermediate protein
Exons: 3
Coding region: 1-726 (241 amino acids)
Biological process (GO): phosphorylation; phosphorelay signal transduction system
Cellular component (GO): cytoplasm; nucleus
Molecular function (GO): histidine phosphotransfer kinase activity; protein histidine kinase binding
Source: RefSeq, a predicted model, not a curated record